UCUCGCAGUCCUAUCCAAUAACUUAUUAUUGCUAUGGAUUUACUAGUGAAUAAACGAGUUUGUUUUAAUAUAUCUGGAAAAGUUUUUGAAACAUUCUUAGAAACCUUAAACAGGUAUCCUUGUACGCUGUUAGGAAAUGAUAAAAGUAGAGCUGGUUAUUUUAAUGCCUCUAAAAAUAUUUAUUUUAUUGAUCGGUCCCCAUUAGCGUUUGAAGCUAUUUUAUUUUUUUAUCAAUCUGGUUGCUUAAUUCGUCCGCCAUUUAUGAGCUUGGAAUUGUUUGAAGAAGAAUGCAUGUUUUAUAAUUUAGGAAAUGACGUAAUUAAAUCGAUGAAAGCGCGUGAUAAUAACAAUUAUAAGAAAAGCAGAAAAAGUACGAUGAAACCAGUAACAAAACUAGAAAAGAUCUGGGAAUUUUUGGAAGUACCUGAAUCUUCUAUGCUAGCUCAAAUUUUUGCAGUAAUUUCUGUUAUAUUAGCGUUCUUAAUUGUUGUAGUUGACUGCAUAGUUACAUUAGACAUAUAUCAAAAGCCAAAAAUGACAAUUCUUAACAGAUUUACUUUGUUUUCAAACAUCUUUUUUGCUUUAGAAUUUAUUGCAAGAAUAAUAAGUACACCUGGGAAAUCAAAAUUUAUCAAAUCAAAAAGAAACUUAUUGGACUUUUUUACAAUACUUCCCAAUUUUUUAAUAACUUUGUUUGAAGGUAAAUAUGCCGGUGAAGUAAAUAUUAAUAUAUUACUAAUAAGGUUUAGUCGAAUGUUCAAAAUACUAUGGAUUAUACGACUUAUACGCUAUUCAAAAAGUUUUGUGUUAAUUGCCACUACAUUAGAGAUACUGGCAAAAUGCUCUAAAGACUUAUUCACACUACUUUUUUGUGUGCUCAUAACAUGUACACUUUGUGGAAACCUGAUAUACUUUGCAGAAUUAGACGAUAAAACUAGCUCAGUUGUAAGUGCACCUGAAGGAAUGUGGUUGGUUAUUCAGACAAUUUUAACAAUAGGAUAUGGUGAUGUUGUUCCUAUAACUGUUGUUGGGAGAUUUUUAACAGCGCUUACAGCGGCGAUUGGAAUUACAGUGACUUUUCCACUUUUAUCGUUUUGCGGAAAGUUUUUUCAUGCAUAUUCUAAAAUAUACAAAGCUACUAACAUAAAAUAAUUUUUUGUAAUAUUGAAAAAUAUUAAUAAUAAAAAUAAUAUUAAUAACGCCAAC
This is a messenger RNA of Hydra vulgaris (swiftwater hydra), 1206 nucleotides long. RefSeq names its product potassium voltage-gated channel subfamily A member 2. Gene Ontology annotation, biological process: potassium ion transmembrane transport; protein homooligomerization. Gene Ontology annotation, cellular component: membrane; voltage-gated potassium channel complex. Lineage: Eukaryota; Metazoa; Cnidaria; Hydrozoa; Anthoathecata; Hydridae. The record is from RefSeq and is a predicted model, not a curated record. Gene Ontology annotation, molecular function: protein binding; delayed rectifier potassium channel activity.